Messenger RNA from Monosiga brevicollis MX1, 1053 nucleotides. RefSeq lists its product as uncharacterized. Bases 1 to 1053 code for a protein of 350 amino acids. The transcript is spliced from 11 exons. Gene Ontology annotation, molecular function: alpha-1,3-mannosylglycoprotein 2-beta-N-acetylglucosaminyltransferase activity. NCBI's taxonomy places the organism in Eukaryota, Choanoflagellata, Craspedida, Salpingoecidae. The record is from RefSeq and is a predicted model, not a curated record. Gene Ontology annotation, cellular component: Golgi apparatus.
AUGGCCUGCAACCGGCCCACCGUCAGUAAGGCAUUGGACAAGUUGUUGGCCUACCGCCCCUCGGCUGCCAAAUUUCCCAUCGUCGUGAGCCAAGACUGCGGACACGCGGAGACAAAGGCCACCAUUCAGCGCUAUGGCCAGCAUGGCGUCCAGCUCAUCGAGCAACCUGAUCUGGGAACGCCAAAGGUCGAGCGUGGUCACCAGAGCUUUGUGGGCUACUACAAAAUCAGCCGGCAUUACAAGUGGGCCCUGACUCAGAUGUUUGAUGUCAAACAUUACGACGCCGUCAUCAUUGUCGAGGACGACUUGGAAAUUGCGCCCGAUUUCUUUGAAUACAUGACGCUAGGCAACACGCUGCUGCAGCGCGAUCCCACGCUCUGGUGCAUCAGUGAUCACGUUCCGAGUGCGCUCACGCAAACACCCCUAGCCUGGAACGACAACGGGAAGGAAAACUACGUUAAAGAUCCGGCUGCACUCUUUCGCUCCGACUUUUUCGGCGGCCUGGGCUGGUUGCUUCGCAAAAACAUGUGGGACGAGUUGAGGGACAAGUGGCCCAAGUCGUUCUGGGACGACUGGAUUCGGGACAACGCUCAGCGCAAGAAUCGGGCUUGCAUUCGUCCCGAAGUGCCUCGCACGGGUACAUUUGGCCGAAUUGGUGUGUCCCAGGGUCAGUUUUACGACCAGCACCUCAAGUUUAUCAAACCUUCAAAGGUGUCGGUUCCGUUCUCGCAACACGAUCCAAGCCCGCUGACCAAGGAAAUUUAUGAUCCCGCGUUCAUCACGCGCGUGUACGAAACCGCCGAGCUGCUAUCGGCGUCGGCCGCGCGCGAGCGACGCGGCGACACAUUGCAAGAAUAUCGUAUCGAGUACGAUUACGCAUCACCAAAGUCCUUUGAGACGUUGGCACGAACGCUGGGCAUCAUGAGCGACUGGAAGGAUGGAGUGCCGCGCACUGCCUACAUGGGCGUGGUGACGUUUGUGUACCACGGGGCUCGCUAUCACUUGGCACCGCAUCGACCCUGGACUGGGUACAAGACUGAUCACAACGACUAA